CUGUGCGAGCCUCCUCUGGAUGCUGUCGGCCCACCCGCACCGUCUCACAAAAUGACGAGUCUGGAGCCGCUCAAAACGGUCAUUUCCAUCGGGAACGUGGACGACACGUCUCUGGCUCUGCCCUCUGGGAACCAGUACGGAUCAGGCCAGCAGCGCGUCCUGGAGCAAGUGCAGAGUAUCAGGAGGACCAAGUCGAGACAGUCCAGCAGCAGCAGGACUGGAUCCUCGUCUUUAUCUCCAACAUCUCCACACACGUACCCCAUAGCUCCUUCACAUGACUCCGUGUUCAUAGAAGCUCCAAAGUCACAGUCCAGCAUAUCUAAUGGAGGCGCCUUCUUUGGGAACGGCUUCGCUAGAACUCUCCAGUUUGAGAAAAACAACCGGCAACUAGUCAACAACUACGUGGGAUCCACUGUGAAGAGGAACACAGGAGCUUCUACCUAUCAGUAUGAGAGGGGUUACGCCCCCCUGGGCUCCAAGGCAGUCAGUCCAAACAACACCAGCCGCAGCGAGCCGGAUAUGGCCUGGCAGCGCUCCAUGCCAAAACGCUCUGCUCCUCCGCGGGGAUUCCUCGCCAACAGGAACACCUACAGAGUGGAGAGGACCAAAAGUCAGUUGAUAACAAGCACUGCACCCCAGCCCCCGCCUCAGCUUCAGCGUAACCACACUGUGAAUGGCACAGGUCAGGCCAGAACAAAAAGCCAGUUUGUGUGCAGCCAAGCUGAGGUGACCAAAACACUGUCAAAGCCUCCUGCUGUUACUGAGAGCGCUCCGAAGAGCAAAGGAGAUUUUGGGUCAAAUGACAACAGUGGAUUUGCUGACAUCACCAUGAAGGAGGCUGUGGAUUAUCUUUCCAGGGUGGAUGAGACAUACCAGCACUGCGGCGCGUCCUACAUACAGCACAACACUUUCAUUGACGACAAGGCCAAAGAGGAGGUGUUGAAGUUCAAUGGGAUCCAACCAUUGGUGGGUCUGCUGCGCAGCCCCAGUCAGCAAGUCAGCCAGACAGCUUCAGCUGCCCUGCGUAACCUGUCCUUUAAAAGCAACAGUAACAAGGAGGAGAUACAUCGCUGUGGCGGUGUCACGGACGCUGUGGCUCUGCUCAGAGAUACAGACUCUGUGGAGAUACAGAAACAGCUGACAGGUCUUCUGUGGAAUUUGUCCUCUGCAGACAGCCUGAAACCAGACCUGCUGAAGAGUGCUCUGCCUGUCUUAAUGGAGCGUGUGAUCCUGCCUUACACAACAGGUACUGACCGGACCAGCAAGAUCAGCCAAGACCCUGAGGUCUUCUUCAAUGCCACAGGAUUCCUACGAAACCUAAGCAGCACGAAGCAAAGCAACAGACAGGCGAUGAGGAAAUGUCGAGGACUGGUCGACUCUUUGGUCAGUUACGUUAAAGACUGUGUGGAUGCAGGAAAGCCAGACGAUAAGUCUGUAGAAAACUGUGUGUGCGUCCUGCACAACCUGACGUUCCAGCUGGAGAACGAGGCUCCGGCUCUCUUCAACAGGAUCACAGCUUUGGCCAAGACUGUCAACAGGACCCCCAGCCAGGGCGACAUCGGCCCCAUCGGCUGCUUCAGUCCACAAGGCAAAGCGUCAGAUAACAUGCAACACUUUGACUUUCCAGUCGUUGAAGAUCCACAACCUACUGGGGCUGGUCAGCUGAUCCACUCCAAAACUCUGCAGAAUUACCUGUCUUUGCUCGCCACUAGCCAGCGAGAAGAAACACAGGAAGCGUGUUGUGGAGCCCUGCAGAACCUCACAGCACAUGAAAGCAUUGUCUCUGGUGUAAUGAGUCAGAAUAUUGUGCAGAAGCUGAAUGGCCUGCAAGUGAUCACUCCACUUUUAAAAUCAGACAAAGUGAACCUGCAGAGGAGCGUAGUGGCGUUGGUAGGAAACCUGACGAGAAACCCGAACCUGCAUAAUGCCAUUGCUCGUAAAGCCAUACCAGAGCUGCUGGACAUCCUCACUGCAGGCACUAAGGGAGGGAAUGAGUCUGAUGACAUACUGGCCAUGGCCUGUCAGACCUCCAACUGCCUGCUCAUGAAGGAACAAGCGAUGGGCAAAUUCCUCAUAAAAUAUGAUCUGAUAAAGUCCCUGAAAGAGCUCAGCCAGAACGGAUAUUUCCCCAAAUCCAGCAAAGCUGCGGCGCUGCUCCUCUACAACCUGUGGUCAGACAAAGAGAUUCAAACCUUCCUGAAAAAGAAAGGGAUGAGCAAGGCCUCGUUUGUGAAUGACGUCACCACAGCGGCACACAAGUCGGCUCAAGUUGUCGAUUAAGGACACAGCUUAGAUGAAUCUCUGUGAAUUAUUUAGCAACUCACCUGCACGUCCUCUGCGCGUCCACUGAGGCUGAGCAGCAUCCUUUCUCAUUUCACAAAGACUUACAGAUUGUUUUAAUACGUGUAUCCAUAUAAUGUUUCUAUCAACUUACAGUGGCCCUGUGUAUGCUGUAAGGUUUUCUUUGUAGGAACAAAAAGGUGAAGGUUAAGAUGUAACACGUUAGCAAGCAGCUGUCAUUGUUUACUUCUCUAGUUUUAACUGCUUUUAAAUGUCUUUUAAAGGGACAGUUCACCCCCUUUUCAAAAAUGUUUCCUCUUAGCUGUCAUGCUAUUUAGCAAGCUAGAUUGUUUUGGUGUGAGCUGCAGAGUUUAUCGGCCGUAGAGAUGUCGGCCUUCUCUUAAAUAUAACAG
This is a messenger RNA of Epinephelus lanceolatus (giant grouper), 2693 nucleotides long. RefSeq names its product plakophilin-1-like. Lineage: Eukaryota; Metazoa; Chordata; Actinopteri; Perciformes; Serranidae. Gene Ontology annotation, molecular function: protein binding. Gene Ontology annotation, cellular component: adherens junction; cytoplasm; nucleus. The record is from RefSeq and is a predicted model, not a curated record. Gene Ontology annotation, biological process: cell-cell adhesion.